This is a messenger RNA of Sitodiplosis mosellana (orange wheat blossom midge), 3608 nucleotides long. RefSeq lists its product as uncharacterized. Lineage: Eukaryota; Metazoa; Arthropoda; Insecta; Diptera; Cecidomyiidae. The coding region runs from base 547 to 1560 and encodes 337 amino acids. The transcript has 8 exons. The record is from RefSeq and is a predicted model, not a curated record.
GUCUGCAAGCAGCCAGCCAAAGUGUAUGAUCGACCGCAUAUAUUUAAUAAUCGUCGAGGUUUACUCGUUGUUAACACAAAUUAACAUUACCAUUUUAAAUUCUGGUGUUGUAGCGUGAACGCGUUUCUCUGACGAAACGUACAAUUAUCGUUUUUUUCUUUUUUACUCUUCAUCAAUUUUACCGAACCGAAAAUUUUCUAUCGAUAUCUGUUUUUUUCUUCCCAUUGUUGUUGCGAUACAUUUCGAAUUUGACAAAAAAAAAACCAUCGGAGAUAUUCGCAUGUAGAGAUUGUUUGAUUUGUAUUUAUUGCAUGUGAUUUCAUAGUUUGGCUUCUAAAAGAUCGGCGACCGUUGAACGUUGAGGAUACAAUAGAAUUUGUGAUUUAACCUCUAAGUCUUAGGUGUAGAAAUCGAAGCCGUAUAAGGAUUUAGACCAAAAAAAAACAAAACUAAACUCAACGACCCACAAAAAAAAAGCCUGAAAAAUCGCAACGAAAUAAUCAAACCAACCAGCAACGACAACAACAAAAAAAACACAUAGCAAAUAUGAAGAAUUUACUAAUAGUAGCAACAAGUGCGCUGUGUGUAUUACUAGCAGUUGCAGUUCCGUUGCCCGAACAAGAUGUGCAACUCGUACAGAUUCCGUUAGAAGGAAAUAAGGAAUUAGAUAUUUUAUCACUGCCCGAAAACAGUCAAGGUGAACUUACAGAACGAAACAAGCGAACGAUCGGAGUGCUACGUCAACUAUUUCCCGAACUAUCAAAGAUGACAAACCAAGAUGGAAAUGGUGACGUCGAUUUAGUCGCAUUAUCUGAACGAUUGGAGUCAUUCAAUCGCGUCGUUCGAAAUACAGCGGCACAGGCAAAAGAACAACCAGCCGCAGAAAGCAAGUCCGAUAAAGUUGAUGCAACCGAUGCAAACACGAUUGCAACAGCCGCCAACAAAGAAGAUAACACCGUAGCCGGAUCCGAUAACACUGAUUCCAAAGCGCCGGGCAUCGAUGAACUCACACUCGACGAUGAACCAGCUAACGAUGAAGAUCGCAACAAACGAUUCUUGAGCUUUGGAUUCGGUGGAUCUGGUUCAAAUGGUUCCGGUGGUUCUGGCAACUUCCUCUUCGAUAUCAUCCGUCGUACAGCUGAUCGAGCUGCUAGAGCAGCAGGAACAAUAUAUCGUGUAGCAGCCGGCACCGAAUCGUUUGACCUAGAUAUCAACAAACAGGCGACAAGUUCAACAGAUGAUGACACGGACUUUGACCACAACAAUGACGACAACGACUCCACGUCGCGCAAAUUAAGCGCCGGAAAUGAUAACGGGUUAGUAGGCGGUUCAGCUGGUACGGAACAAACUGAUGAAAGAGAAAAUGCACCGGAAGGUGAAGCCACUGUUGCCAAGAGCGCCGAUGGAUACACAGAAGGUAUCCCAGGCCCAGUCACACGUCUCUUUGUAUUGGCCAAUCGAGGACUUGCCAAUCUCAUUCAAGAUUUGAUUCUGCGAAUCGCUCAAACAAGUGAACGAGUUGUGAACUUCAAGGCUCGACUAAUAACAUCAUUGAUCUAAGCAAACUGCCAAAUAAACAAUGACGCCGUAACACCGACAUACACGACGAAUUUAUUUUCAUGGAUCACCAUAACGAAAUUCAACCAAUGAGAACAGAAUCUAGAGAAGAAAAAAAAAACAAAAAACAGAACAAAAGAAAACUUACGAACGCCACACGCAAAAAUUCGUUCCAAAUGAUCAAAUGCGCAUGAACAUCACAAGAUCAUACUUUUCUAUGGAACGAACAAAAGAACUAUCCACGCGAAGAUUUUUUGUUAAGACAUUUCAUAAUUUAUUGAAUAUUUAAAGAAAAAAAUUGCAAAAAAAAACGAGGAAAAAAUUUUCAGCUGUUCUAUCGAAUCGAACACGUUUUGGUUUCGCUUGCUAUCUCGAAAUUCUUCAAUUUAAUUUAUUUCAACUGUCAUGCUUUUCUGCUCUCUUCACUUCGAAUUGCUUUUUUAUUACUAUCAAACAUGCAACAAAUGCGAUCACCAUGCGGAAAAUCAAUCUGAAUAAUCAACAAUUUGGCGAACAAAUUGAUGCAAAAUUCAAUCCAAGACAAUCAAAAUUCCCGUUAGGUGGUCGCAUUUUAUUUUGGCUAUCAACAACAAAAGCAAAACGCUGGAAUAUUUUUUCCACUCAAAAUGUUCAUAAACCCCCUUCUUUGUGACUAACGACGCUAUCUUCUUUCUUCACACGUAUCUAUAUCUAUCGCAGAAUUUCCACUAUUUUCUACUAAUUUGAAGUAAAAUUUGAAGGCAGACACAAUUUUAGAUUCGAAUUUGGAUAUUAUCGAAAACCACAAUAGUAAAAAAGAAGAAGUAAUUUGUGUGUUCUUUCUUUAACAUUAGCUCUAAAUAAAUGCCUAUCAUUUGACUGUGUUUUGUAAGUUUGUUUAUGUGAUUAGAGACAUAUGGAUUGAAAAGUUUAAUAUAUUUUAUUAGUUGGAACAGAAUUGUUUUUGAAAUGACCGUAAUUUUUUUUUUAGAUAGUUAAAUGUGGUUUGGGUAGCGAAAAUAUUUCAUUAAAAAAAGAAAAGAAUUACCUCGGAUUUGCUUCGAGAAUGCCGAGGCAGAAACACUUCGUCAAAUUCGAUUUGAUGCGAUGAUUUGCCGGCGACUCGAAGCGCAUUUUUCUACAUUUCAAUUAUAAACACAGAACACAUAUCUUUGUCUAAUCACUAUUACGAGCGUCCAAUUAGGUAUCGUCAUUUCGGUUGGCUGAUAAAACAGAAAUAUCAUGAAAGCGGUGAAACAAACAAACGUUCAUUUAUGCCAUCAAAAUCGCGAAUUUGCAAGGCGAGAAUCCGAAUAGAAGCAAGGCAAUGUAAAUUGUGUAUCGAUAUAGAAACUUAUAUUGUUUAAGUUUUUUAUUUGCUGUAUAGAGAUAAAUUGGAAUAACGAUGCGAAAUUGUUUACCAUUAUUUUUUAAAAAACUUUUAUUUAGCGACAAAAACCACCGAAUGCUAAAGAUUGCCGAUUAGAAUUCGGUUUGUAAUAGAUUUGAUUCGAAAGAAAUUCGCCCAACACUAUCAUUAUUCAGAGGAACCAGAAAAAAAUUAAAUUUAAAUCAAAUUAACUUUAAUAUUGGAUUAUUUACAACAAGCAAAAAAAAAAUUGUUCUUGGAAAAACAACAACCACAUACAAAAGUAAAUUGUCAAAAGUAGUUGAACUUCAUCUCAAGUCGGGAUAAAAUAUACGUUUGAAUGGUGUUGACAUAUACAAGUGCGAUGAAAUUUAUCCCGAAAGUGGAUGUCAGCACCUAUAAAUGUAUGGUUUAUCCUGACUUGCGAUAAAGUUUAACUACUUGCUUUUGUGUGUGCAACAAAAAAAAAGCAUGAGAAGGAAUCUGUUAGGACUGUAAAGUUGCUGCGCAAAUGAAAAUAAAAAAAAAACAGAAGAGAAUUAGGACAUUCGAUCAUCCAAUCUUAUAUAAUUUAAUUUCGAAUUAUGAUCUUUUUGUAAAUACAAAGUCUUUUCUAUUUCUUCUUUCUAUUGUAAUUAGAGAAUUAUGUAAAACAUCGAACAAAAAAUAAAAUGAAAGGAAUCAAUAAAAAAAUAUAAAGAAA